This is a messenger RNA of Columba livia (rock pigeon), 4223 nucleotides long. It is a transcript of the gene MTMR6, whose product is annotated as myotubularin related protein 6. Gene Ontology annotation, cellular component: membrane; nuclear envelope; cytoplasm. The transcript has 14 exons. Bases 211 to 2097 code for a protein of 628 amino acids. The record is from RefSeq and is a predicted model, not a curated record. NCBI's taxonomy places the organism in Eukaryota, Metazoa, Chordata, Aves, Columbiformes, Columbidae. Gene Ontology annotation, biological process: phosphatidylinositol dephosphorylation. Gene Ontology annotation, molecular function: phosphatidylinositol-3-phosphate phosphatase activity; phosphatidylinositol-3,5-bisphosphate phosphatase activity.
CUCUUUAGAGACUGGACUUGAGGCAAAGCAGGAUGUCCUUGGCUUGCAAGCUGGGAAAGCAGAAUAUUCCACUAAUUGAAAAAAGAGCUACAUAUCUUUUGUUGAGUAGCAGCACAAAACAACAAUAUGCAUGCUCAAGAAAUUAGGUCAAGAAGCUGACACAGGAGGGCACCAGGCUGUGAGGACCACCGGGGACCGCCAGAGACCUCGAUGAAGACUCUUGAAUACCAAAGGUGGACUUCCAGUAAAAGGCGGGGUUAUGUGGAACAAGUGAAAUUGCUAGAUAGGUUCAGCAUGAGCAAUAAGUCAGUGACGGGAACACUGUACCUCACAGCAACUCAUCUGUUAUUCAUAGAUUCAAGCCAGAGAGAAACUUGGAUACUGCAUCAUCACAUCGCUGUGGUGGAGAAACUUCCCUUGACUACUUUUGGCUGCCCCCUUGUCAUUCAGUGCAAGAACUUCAGGAUAGUUCACUUUGUCAUUCCCAGGGAGAGAGAUUGUCAUGACAUUUAUAACUCUUUGCUUCAGCUGUCAAGAACAGCAAAAUAUGAAGAGCUGUAUGCCUUCUCCUAUAAUCCAAAACAAAAAGAAACUGAGCGAGUCAAAGGUUGGGAACUCAUCAAUCUGUCAGAAGAAUAUAAGAGAAUGGGAGUGCCAAAUGCUAAUUGGCAGUUGUCCGAUGCAAAUCGUGAUUAUAAGAUUUGUGAAACCUAUCCUAGAGAACUUUAUGUUCCUGUAACUGCAAGCAAACCUAUAAUUGUUGGUAGCUCCAAGUUCAGAAGCAAAGGAAGAUUCCCGGUGUUGUCGUAUUAUCAUAAAAACAAAGAGGCUGCAAUCUGCAGAUGCAGUCAGCCUCUCUCAGGUUUCAGUGCCAGGUGCCUGGAAGAUGAACAUAUGUUGCAAGCCAUCAGUAAAGCAAAUCCUUCAAACCGCUACAUGUAUGUCAUGGACACCAGGCCAAAGCUUAAUGCAAUUGCAAACAGAGCUGCUGGGAAGGGCUAUGAGAAUGAAGACAACUACUCUAACAUUAGAUUCCAGUUUGUUGGCAUUGAGAAUAUUCAUGUAAUGAGAUCCAGCUUGCAAAAACUCCUGGAAGUCUGUGGCACAAAGGAUUUGUCUGUCAAUGACUUCUUGUCUGGUUUGGAGAGUUCUGGAUGGUUGCGUCAUAUCAAAGCUGUGUUGGAUGCUGCUGUCUUCCUAGUUAAGGCAAUAGCAGUUGAGAGUGCAAGUGUGUUGGUGCACUGCUCAGAUGGCUGGGAUAGGACUUCCCAAGUGUGUUCUCUUGGAGCUCUCUUACUAGAUUCCUACUACAGAACAAUCAAAGGAUUCAUGGUCUUGAUAGAGAAAGACUGGAUCUCUUUUGGGCACAAGUUCUCUGACAGGUGUUGUCAGUUGGAUGGUGAUCCAAAAGAGAUCUCACCAGUGUUCACCCAGUUUUUAGAAAGUGUGUGGAAUUUGACCGAGCAGUUUCCACAGGCCUUUGAGUACAACGAAGCUUUCCUCCUUCAGAUCCAUGAACACGUCCAUUCAUGCCAGUUUGGUAACUUCCUUGGAAACUGCCAAAAAGAGCGAGAAGAACUAAAAGUGAAAGAGAAGACUUAUUCCUUAUGGCCGUUCCUUCUGAAUGAACAAAAGAAAUACCGUAAUCCUCUAUAUAAUCCCGAUUUUUCUCCAGAACUAUCUCUUUUGGAGCCUAAUACUGCAUCAUUCAAUUUUAAGUUCUGGAGAAAUAUGUACCAUCAGUUUGAUCGAGGUAUGCAUCCCAGGCAAUCUGUACUCAAUAUUAUAAUGAACAUGAACGAACAAAAUAAACAGCUGGAGGAAGACAUUAAAGAACUGGAAGCUAAAAUAAAGCAGAGAAAUGGACAGUUGGAUACAAUCCCUGUGAAAGAAUGUCUGCAGUCUGCUCCUCCUGCACUGAAAACCCCUCCCUGCUUCAAAAAGCAGCAGCCACUGAUCCCUGUGAAGGAUGCUGUAAGAACUAUAGAGGGCAGCAACACAGCAGACAAUCGCUACAGCGAAUUCGUGGAAGAGUUCUCUAAAGCUGAGCCUGCUGUUGUCAGCUUGGAGUACGGAGUGGCCAGGAUGACCUGCUAAUUAAAAUCCAGUACUGUGCGCCUUGUUGAGACUGAUUGAACUGAGAGAUUAUUUUGAGGAUGGGUCUGUGCUGCAUGACCAAAACAUGAUUUGUAUAUCGGCAAGUUUUGUUAACGUAGGCUAGAACAGCAUGCUAAUUGUCAAGUGUUUGCUGUUCUUUUAAGGAAAAAAAAUACCACUGUAGUUGUCUUUUAAAAGAAAUGGGGGCAUUUGGUAAGUAGUGACUAAAAAUUAAGGAAUGAUAUCUUUUGGGACUUAAGUCAGUUUGCACUAAAUUGAUGAAAAUAGUAAUAUUAUUCAGUAUAGGAAAACACAGGUGGUCUUUCACGAGUGGAUUUUAUUUGGGCAAGAAAACUCGAACUUUCUAUUUUAGGAAAUGAAGCUACAUGCAUAUAUUACGUAUGAUAUGAUUAUGUAUACCCUUGUUUAAUGUCACCCAGUACUAACUUUCAGUGUAUUAAGUGCCAUGGAAAAGUACAGUAUACUUCAAGUGAUGAAUAGUUGGCCUUAAACCUGUCAGAUCAAUGAUAUUGUUAUCCUUCACUGCUGCAGUCUACCUGGCUCUGUUUACAUUGUAUUUGCUCAAAUUUUUGUUUCUUUAAAACAGGACUGAAUAUAAGGAAUGAAGUAUGCCUAAGCUGGCACAGCCUUUCAGCCAGUAGCUCUAUGAAUGUUAAUUUAUCACUGAAGACUGUUCUUCCAUUUCCACUGUUUAAAAUGUGGUAGAUUGACCUGAUUUUCCUCUCUGGCAGCUCAGUAAAUUGAGCAUAAUUGAAGCUACAGGUUGUCUGACCUUAAAUGUUUUGAUUUGUGGCAAAAUAAUGAAGUGUAGAGUAAAAAAGAGUAAAACAUGUCAUGUAAGAACACAGAACUUGGCCAAUAACUGAAUAGUUGUGUUCAUUCAAAUUGUUUACUAUGUGCUGUACAGUUGUUCAAGUUGCAGGGAUGGAAGCAGGAGGUUUUGAAAGUGUAGUCUGCUGCCUUUGUUCCCAAGUGAAACAUGUUAUUCAUAUAUCUGAAGCUCAUGAGAAACUGAGUGCCUCUUAAAUCUUCCAUUAGAAGAAAAUCGUAGUUAUUGGUGAAACCCCCUUCUCACCUUGUAUAAACUUGUCCAAUGUAUGCAUAUUUUAAGUAAUUUCAGUACAAUCUGGAGACUUCUUUGUAGUUGGAGAGGGGACGAAAACUUCUAGGAGGAUGCAGUAGAGAUUAUGGGACAUAAUAAAAAAUGGAGAAAUUUAGUUUCUUUAACUUUCUAGUAAGGGAGAAGACUUUUGCUGUAGUUUGUCUUAUGGUGGAUUUUCUGAGUAGAUAACAGAACAGGGAAGAAAUGUCAGUGCACAGUUCUUAAAUAAAGGUCUAAAUUAGAAAUUUGGAUAUUAGGAUCCCUAGGUAUAAUGUUAGAUGAAUGCCACUGAUCUUUUAUCUCUGGAUUUAAGUAAUUUUUGGUUGCAAGUGAAAAUUAGUUUAGUCUCAUCCUAAUCCCUUAAGUCUAUUUUGUUAAAGUUACGAGUGUGCCACACUAUUUGACAUAAUUGGCAGCAUUUCCCCCUGCACCAUGUUGGAUCCAAGACUCCAUUAACAAGGCCAGUAUAGGUCAUGAUCAAGUUGCACUUGUGAAGCUGUCUGGGAGAAGUUAAUUGUGACUCAUGUAUCUGAGUAUUAAUUCACCUGUUUCACCGAUCUGCUUUUUGAAAGCCUAUAAGUGUAAAUAAAGAUUGGUAAGUAUUUUUAUUCCCGAAGAUAUGAGCAUAGUGUCAUCUUUAAAGUGUAUUAUCCAGUCAUUUAAACACAUUUAGAAUUUCUCCACUGCAUGUUUUAAUAGUAUCACGUUUGCACAGUGGUGCCUUACAGGGUUGCUGCAAGAGAGGUUUCCGUGCCUUGUUAUUUGUCUCCCCGUCAUCUUCUGUAUCAACUUGGUUCCGUGGUUUUCCUUUGGAAAAACAUCUUACUUAUAAAGCUUGUAUUGUAUCACAGCAGUGAAACAAAUUUAUUGCUGACAAUAUAGGUGUUAUCAAUUUGUACUUACUUGUUUUAACAUUUAGCUGCUCUGAUGUGCCAUGUACACUCGUCAUAUUUAUUGUUUAGACUUUAUAGACUCAAAUGAUUAUACUAAGCUUUUUUGCAAA